GUGAGUAAUAAUAAGUGAGGUCACAUACCAUGAGUAUAACUGAAUGUGCUUGCAUUAGAUGUUCUUAUACCUGCUUGUGACAGUGAGGCUCUUUUCAGAUAGUGUAUUCUCACAGGCGUUAUCUGAGACGAAGUGGCAGCCUGGAUAUUAAUGAUAUAUCAAGUUCGAAGACAAGCUGCCAGAUUUUUUGUCAUCCUGUCUCCUAAUUUAAUGUGUCUGUGACUCACACGUGGAAUUUACAGGGUGGGAGUUUCUGCCCGUGGCUAUUAAUGUAUUAGUCAUCCAGCUUUGAGUGGCACACCUUCAGCCUCUUAUUGUCAGCCAAUUCAUGUGAAUCUCCAGCCCUGCAGUUACAGAGUGUACAGGCACUCUGUCAACAAAGUUCACCGGUUACCAUUUAAGAAAAGUCCAACUGUCAUAAACAAGGAAAACAAGUGUGGACGCGACAAGCUUUUUGCUCCUGUUUAAUGGAGCAGGCUAUUGAUAUUUUUACCUGUAUUGUGAGAACAUUUAAUUAUUUUUGCUCAAUGAGUUUAACUGAACUGCUGGCAGCUUAAUAACUGCUCAUAACUGAAGCCAAAUUACAUUUUAAUAGCACACUUGGGGGAGAUGAAGCUAUGUGUAUUCAUAUCCAGAAAUCAUAUUGUAUGUUUUGUAAAUUAAAUUUGAAAUCUACAGCACUAGUCAGGUAACCACAGUAGCCUAAAAAGUACCACGUUUGCCUUUGAAUCAUUGAUUAUAUACCACGGCAGCUAAGACAAAUACAAAUAAAUCCUGAUGUCUUUAACAUGUUUUUAUGAUAAACAGCUAUAAUUAUAAAACACUGAGGAGUGAAAUCAGUAGGUCACAUGACACACUUUUAGAGUGGAGGGAGCAAUGGAGCAGCAUACACAGCUCACAUGUGAUUUAUGUCAGUGUAGAAAACAUUACUAUUCUGCGGGAUGACAGACAACAAAUGGUAUGAGCAUGUAUAAGUGUGUGUGUGUGUGUGUGUUCGUCAGAAACGGGGUGUGCUCGACUGUGUGGAAAUGAGAGAAAGCUAAGAUUCUCCAUCACGUACCCUCCCUUACCUUUCCCUGCUGCUUUGGACUCUUUAUAAGCCGCCGCCAGUUUUGUCUGUCAGCCUCAUUAUCACUCUGUCUUGGCUCGAGGGAAUUGUACGGCCAUUCUGACACAGACAUAGUGCACUUGGUGGAAAUUGGCUAAGGGAAAAGAGAGGGAACACAGUUAGAAUUUGAAACCUUCACAUAAAACAGGGCUCUUGCUAUUAGUGGACAACUUUUCAGUGUGAGAUGCUUCUGUAUUUGAACCUCCUGGUGCUGCUCCUCCUGCACACGACUCUGUCGAACCCACUGACCACACCAUCCAGAGGAUGUGCUGCCUGCAAAGCAAAGCCCUCACCGAGUCAGACACUGGCAGAUUCGAGUGUCUCCGCUCUGGCUGUUGGAGCAGUGUGCGGGGUGUACACUCUGAGCUGUGCCCACGGUCUGCGGUGCACACCUCCAGAGGAUGAGGCCAGGCCUCUCCGUGCCCUGCUGGAGGGCAGAGGCGUCUGCAGCAACAUCACCGGUGCCAGCCCGACUGAGCAGGUCAGCGUUAGAGAUCCAACACCCGGCGCUGAUCCAGAUGAGGCUCCAUGUCGUAAACUGCUGACCACACUGAUCCAUGGUCUCGAUGCCCAUUUAUUCAAGUCACACCACGAUAUCUACAUGCCCAACUGUGACAGGCGAGGUUUCUUCAGAAAGAAGCAGUGCUGGUCAUCUCGGGGUAAACAGCGUGGCAGGUGCUGGUGCGUGGAUGAGAAUGGCAUGCCGGUCUCUUCAAACGCCAAACAGAAAGGCAGCCUGAGCUGCUGAGACGCAGGAGGUUGUGUGACGUAAAGAUGAAGGGACACCAGAGCCCACAUUGUCUCCCAUUUCAUUCUCCAUCCACCAGAACCAGCUUCCCAACAUUGAAAAUGUCCUCUGUAACUUUGUCUCCUUGCGCCCUCUACUGAACACAGUUAAGGCUGAAAAUAUUCCAUGCAUCACUUUUGGACUCACAGGAACCACACACAGUUUGCUUUGCACAUAUUACACUAAAAGAUUUUAAUUUUGUGUUCAAAGUAUUAUGCAAUUUAUUAUGCAAAAGUAGGAACAGUUUUUUUUCCCACUGUUGAAAACUUACUACACAUAAGGUGGUGUAAUUAGGUCUUUAGUAUGCACUCAAUAUGUCCUAUUUAUAUACAGUAUUUUUGUAUUUUUUUAUACUUUGAAGCCACUGUAAUUAUAUCACUGAUACACUUUGUACAUAAUCCAUAGAUGCAAUCUUAUUUAUGCUACUUUGAAUAUAUUUUAUUUAUCUUAAUAUUACUGAUCAUUUGUAUAGUCCAUGAGAGCAAACACAUUAUUUAAAAAAUAACCUGACAUCCUCAUGUUUUUCAACAUAAACAUAUACGGCGACAAAGUAUUUGUGAUCCUUUGACUUAAAUUAAGGACUCACUUUUUAAACCAUCUGAGAAUUAUUAUUGUUAUUAUUAUUUUAAAUCAAAUUUCUGUGAUAGACUUCAUGUUUAUAAUGCAAGAAAGGCACUGUGUUACAAUGUUUUGGAAAUAAAUCUUU
Messenger RNA from Solea senegalensis (Senegalese sole), 2601 nucleotides. RefSeq names its product insulin-like growth factor-binding protein 3. Lineage: Eukaryota; Metazoa; Chordata; Actinopteri; Pleuronectiformes; Soleidae. Bases 1293 to 1856 code for a protein of 187 amino acids. Gene Ontology annotation, biological process: regulation of insulin-like growth factor receptor signaling pathway. The transcript is spliced from 4 exons. Gene Ontology annotation, molecular function: insulin-like growth factor I binding; fibronectin binding; insulin-like growth factor II binding. Gene Ontology annotation, cellular component: extracellular region. The record is from RefSeq and is a predicted model, not a curated record.